Messenger RNA from Drosophila obscura, 4748 nucleotides. RefSeq names its product protein phosphatase Slingshot (gene ssh). Gene Ontology annotation, biological process: actin cytoskeleton organization; protein dephosphorylation; negative regulation of actin filament polymerization. Gene Ontology annotation, cellular component: cytoplasm. Gene Ontology annotation, molecular function: actin binding; protein tyrosine/serine/threonine phosphatase activity. The record is from RefSeq and is a predicted model, not a curated record. NCBI's taxonomy places the organism in Eukaryota, Metazoa, Arthropoda, Insecta, Diptera, Drosophilidae.
GCCGAGUUAUCGACUAGAAAUGGCGUCCUCACUGUCUUUCUUUUAUGAAAAAUUCGUGUAGUCGUAUUUACAAUUUAUCAACGUUGUUUGUUCAAUUAUAAGGACGAGUGCGGGGCUAUUCUCGACUCAGCAUCAUAAUCUAAGUGUUUUUAGUGGCGUAAAACGGCGACGACGAGCAAAAACAAAGCAGCAGGCAGCGAAACGAAAAUGCAUUUGUGACCUGACACAAAAACACACCCAGGUAGACAGACAAGGAUAGCGAAGGAGAAGGCAAAGUCAAAGGGCAGGAGGCGACGACCGCUGCUCCAUCAUCAUCAGCAGCAGCAACAACAAAUGGCGCUUGUGACGGUGCAGCGCUCCCCAAGUGUGGCUGGCUCGGGCUCGAAUUCGGAUGGCGAGGCCGAUGACGACGAGGGCAAUAGCAAGAACGAAAAGAGCGAAUGCUUCUUUGCUGGCAAAGGAACCGCCCUGGUAUUAGCGCUUAAGGAUAUACCGCCCCAGCAGCAGUCGGAGCGAAGGCUGAGCACGGACUCGACGCGGUCCAGCAACAGCACACAGAGCAACAACUCCGACAUACAGCUCCAUCUGCAGUCGAUGUUCUUUCUCCUGCAGCGCGAAGACACGCUCAAGAUGGCUGUCAAACUGGAGUCGCAGCGUACCAAUCGCACACGUUACCUGGUGAUUGCCUCGCGCAGUUGCUGCCGCCGAACUGCCACCAGCGAGCGUCGCCGCAACAAGAUAAUGCGUCACAAUUCGGCAAAGGUCAGCUCCUCCACAGCCUCCUCGAACAGCAUUGCGUCGACGGUAAUAACGCAGCGGCAGCAUUCAGAGGACGUUGCACCAUCAGCAGCCAGUAAAUGUGAUAAAACGGCGGACAAGGAGAAUGUGGCAGCUGCCGGCGACAACAAGAACAUCUCGGGCAUGGAAGAGUCCUGCCUGCUGGGCAUCGACUGCAAUGAGCGGACGACAAUCGGUCUGGUGGUGCCCAUACUGGCAGACACCACCAUUCACCUGGAUGGCGAUGGCGGCUUCAGCGUGGCCGUCUUUGAAAAGACACACAUCUUCAAGCCCGUGUCGGUGCAGGCCAUGUGGUCAGCGCUUCAGACGCUGCACAAAGUAUCGAAGAAGGCUCGUGAAAACAACUUUUAUGCGAGCGGCCCCUCGCACGAUUGGCUCUCCAGCUACGAGCGACGCAUCGAGUCGGAUCAGUCGUGCCUGAACGAGUGGAAUGCCAUGGAUGCGAUAGAGAGUCGCCGCCCACCCUCACCAGAUGCCAUACGGAACAAGCCAACCGAAAAGGAGGAAACUGAAAGUGUCAUUAAAAUGAAGUUGAAAGCAAUCAUGAUGUCGGUGGACCUGGACGAGGUUACCUCCAAGUAUAUACGCGGACGCCUCGAGGAGAUACUGGACAUGGAUCUGGGCGAGUACAAGUCGUUCAUUGAUACCGAAAUGCUUGUCAUACUCGGCCAAAUGGAUGCACCCACAAAGAUAUUCGAGCAUGUGUACUUGGGCUCCGAGUGGAAUGCCAGCAAUCUGGAGGAGCUCCAAAAGAAUGGCGUUCGCCAUAUUCUGAAUGUGACGCGGGAGAUAGAUAACUUUUUCCCGGGGACCUUUGAGUACUUUAACGUGCGUGUGUAUGAUGAUGAGAAGACGAAUCUGCUCAAAUACUGGGACGACACGUUUCGGUAUAUUACACGGGCCAAGGCCGAGGGCUCCAAGGUGCUGGUGCAUUGCAAAAUGGGCGUGAGUCGGUCCGCUUCUGUGGUGAUAGCCUAUGCGAUGAAGGCCCACAAUUGGGAGUUCCAGCGGGCGCUGGAUCAUGUCAAGGAGCGGCGGAGCUGCAUCAAGCCAAACAAGAACUUUCUGAGCCAGUUGGAGACUUACAGCGGCAUGCUGGACGCCAUGAAGAACAAGGAGAAGCUGCAGCGCAGCAAGAGUGAGACGAAUCUGAAGAGCACAAAGGAUGCGAGGCUGUUGCCGGGCAGCGAGCCCACGCCCCUGAUACAGGCCCUCAAUCAGGCCAAGUCCAAAUUGAGCAGCGAGGCUGGUGUUGUCACACCCGAGGAGGAGGAUGAUGGUGCGGGACAGGAUACAAGACUUUCGCGACUUCAUCGCCGAUCGGGCGCACAAAAGCAGCGACGCAUGGUGCGACGCUCCAGCAGCACCUCCCCGAAGACCCAGACGGCCGUCGUCACCAAGCAGCAGAGCCAGUCAAUGGAGAACCUCACGCCAGAGCGCAGCGUGGCAGAGGAGCCAAAGAAUAUGCGUUUCCCCGGCAGCAAUGGAGAGAACUACAGCGUCACCCAGAACCAGGUGCUGCACAUCCAGAAGCACACGCCUCUGUCGGUGCGCACACGCGUUCAUGAUCUCGAGGCGCAUCGCUCGGAUCAGUUGCCACAUCAGUCGCCGUCACAGUCGCAGGCCCAGCCAGGCCCUGUGUGGACAUCACUGACCAAGCUUAUCACUCAAACGUCCCAUUUGGGUGGCAAUGCAGCAGGAGGAGGAGGAGGAGCGGGCAGUGGAAGCGCAACCGAAAGAGGAAGUGUAAGCGGCAGCGGUAGCAUUCUGCCCCGUAGAGAUUCAGGCUCCUCAGAUGUGUUCUCGUCGCAAGUGGACAAUGUAUUCGCCAAAGAGGAGCGGGAGAAGCGCCAGCGUCGCAAGACACAUUCGUGGACGGAGUCAUUUGGACCCAGUGGCGGUAUCAUACUGGAUGCGACGCCCCAGCAGUCACAGCAGCAGCAGCAACAAUCCAUCAUGCUACGGCCCCGCGGGCUGCGACAGCGGGAACUGCCGUCGCGCCACUCCAGCUGGGGAUCGGGGGACAACCGGAGCAGUCUGCCGCUGCGCACAAGUUCCUGCAGCUACUACGACAGCAACCGCAACACCACGGCCAUCUUUGAGGGUGAGAUCCAAGACCUGAAGCGAAGCAGCAGCAGCAGGAGCAGCAUUGACCCGAAGACUGCCAGCAACUGCAAUGUCAGUGAGGUGGGAAGUGUAGGAAGCGUAAGCCAGCUGGGGACAGUCAAGCGCACCAAGCAGAAGCUGGAGGAGAGCACAGUGCUGAAGAAACGGUGCCCAGAGGAUGCCCAGGAUCAGGACCAAGAGCUGGAUACCAUCGUAGGAGAUGCUGCUGCGGUUGUAGGAGGUGCUGGUGGUGGCCAGAAGAGGUGUGCGACCCUCUAUCGGAGCGCCUCCUCGGCCAACAGUCCCAGACAGCGGCAGCCGCUCCGCUGCAACAGCGAGGAGCUGAUGCACACCAGCGAUAUUGAGAACAAGAAUACCACCAGCGAUCUGGAAGCGGCGACUGCGGCGGUGGUUUUGCGGGUGGGCCCCAGUCAGACGCUGGCUGAGGAUCAGCGAAUUUCGGGUAAUGUGCAAAUACUCAAGCAGAACUUUGAAGCCAAAGCGGCAGUGGUUGGCGUUGGAUCGGUAGCGACUGUGGCAUCAGCAGCAGCCGCAGCAGGUGCACCAACGGUCAGCGCGACGAGCACCACUGCACUCGGCAAUAGCUGCACCACAGAUGGGGGCAAGAAGACGACGACACACCAAUCACUGCCCUCGUCGCCAGUUGCACAGCACGCGAACCAUGUGUCCUCCUCCAGUGCCUCCUCAACGUCGAACUCGUCCGAUUCCAGCGUAAGCGAAAAUUGUGAUCGUAAUGUAAAAGGUCUAGUGCAUAAAUAUCAAACCACUUCCUGCAGUAGCCAAGCUGCCAGCCAGACUGCAGUCGUCGUCCCGCCUACAACCACCACACUGCCGCCGCCGCCACCGCAAGCGCCUCAGCCAUUAACCGCCAGCCACAGCAACAGCACUAACUGCAACGCCACCACCACCACAACAACAAACGCCACCACCACUAGCUACAAGCAACGCCCGCGCUCCUACUACGAUCGCUCCUCGCUGUCGAACAAAACGCACGAUUACAGCGAGAGUCGACCGCCGCCCGCACCAGCCAGACUAACUGCCAGCGUCAACUACAGCAGCAGCAGCCACACCAGCCACGUGCAGCUGCCGCAACAGCAGUCUGAGCAGCAUCAGCAAGUGCAGAUACGGCGUCUGGCACAGCAUGGAAAGACCCAUCCACUCACUAGGCUAAGUACACCAAAGCCAGGCUUCAAUACGGCUGCAUACAACACCAUGUAACGAAAUGCUAUUUCUACUUACUCAUCAAACAAGCUCCACCUUCCACACCAUUUCACACUCCACCCCUACACCCACACCACAGCAUAAUAGCCACUAAGGAUCGCCCGAGCAUUGUUUGCUUUUCGUAUUUAUAUAUUUUCAAUCCGCUAUCACACGCUUUUGUCCUCUGUUUCUGUCAUCCCCUCAUACUGUCCUCAAUAAUGUGUAAGCUUGUGUAGUAGUGUAUACGUCUCAUAUGUUCUGUGAAGCGUGUUCAUUGAAGACCGACCGACCGACCGAACCGUCGAUCCGCAAUCUUGAAACUGUGUGAAAAGUGCCGUCAGGGACUAUAAAACAAAACAAAACAACCUAUGAAAUUGAAACUGUAUUUGUACUUUUAAAUUACUUGUAACUGUAUACAUAUUUAUUUUAUAUUAUGCAAGAACUGCCUACGAAUAAACGAAAUUUUCUGUAUAUACAUCAAUACAUAUUGUACACAUCAUGUGGUGGCCGGUGGCCUGUCCCGUCCCGUUCCGUCCCCCCUUCUCUGUUCGUUUUGUCUUUGUUCCGAAUAUUGUUCGUCCCGUGCCUGAGUCAUAUCAUAUCAUAUCGUACCACCCACCAGC